Messenger RNA from Heterobasidion irregulare TC 32-1, 770 nucleotides. RefSeq lists its product as uncharacterized. Lineage: Eukaryota; Fungi; Basidiomycota; Agaricomycetes; Russulales; Bondarzewiaceae. Gene Ontology annotation, molecular function: protein binding. The record is from RefSeq and is a predicted model, not a curated record. The transcript has 7 exons. Bases 15 to 632 code for a protein of 205 amino acids.
GUGUCAAAGUCUGGAUGUUGAACAAGGGAACAUGGCAAUCACAGCGCUCAAUAUUGAGGCAGAAUGUUACCGCGAUCAAGUUUGUGGAGGAUGGUGACGCGUUGUUGGGUGGGACAAAAGACGGUGUGCUGUGGUAUUGCCAAAUCCCUAAUGGGACCCUACGGGCUUACACGUUUUUCAAGUCUCAAGUAUAUCACAUCGAUAUCAAUUCUUCCGGUUCGCAUGCCCUCGUGGCCCAGAUGGGUGGCCGCACACAUCUUGUGGGCAUUCGACAAGACGAUAACAAAGGCCUGGUGGAGCAGGCGUACGUACUUAAGGACGCUGAAUUACAAGCGAAAGCGAAUUACGACUUUGGUGCGUCGUUUACGAGCAAAGGCAAGGGGGUCUUGUUUGGGUGUGUAGACGGCAAUGUUAUUGUCUGGGAUAAGAACAAGGCAGAACCAAUGUGUGGAUUGGAUCAUGGGGAAGAUGUGGUGACGCAAGCCGUCGGGAGUUACAUAUCCAAAUCUUCCAAUGUCGACUUCUGGCUUGUAACAGGGAGUGACGACGGAAGGCUGACAUGGUGGAUGCAACCUCAAUCAUCUGAUUUUGAGGACAUGGAAUCUCCUCGGAAACGCAUGAAGACAAACUGAUCUGGGCUGUCGUAUUUUACUGCUCCUUUAUUCUGGAUUAACUUAUCUUGUUUUCUUUUUGCUCUGGAAACCUCUGUACAAUACGUAGAGUACAUAAUUGGUCAUUUGGAGAAUUUAGUCUGGAUCUGUGUUGGUUUG